AUGUGUGAAUGUCUGAUGCCCAUGGUUCCAGACGCACGGUGGCGGCAGGAGUACGUGCGCGCGCAUGCGGGCUGGCGGCUGGCGGCGCGGCACGGCGCGGGCGCCAGUGUACUGCACGGGGCGCUGGGUGCGGGCCGCGGGGGCGUGCGCUUGGCGGUGGGCUGUGCUGACGCCAGUGUGGCGGUGUGGGCGCGUGGGCCCCGCGGGUGGGUGGAGCGGGGCCGCGCGGCGCUGCGGGGGCGCGGCUGGGCCGCCGUGGCGCGCGUGCAGUGGCCCGCGGUGGGCACCGCGCGCCUCUUGGUGGCGGGCCCGUUGACACUAGUGCAUGACUGGGAGUUGCUCGUGCUCUCUGUUGAAGGUGCUCAAAAUUUGGUCAUAUUUAAACAAAAUCGAUUUGACGACGGCUCGCUGGGAGCCGUGGCCAGCCGCGUCCGCUGCAGCGCCGGCGCCGCGGGGUGCUGGGCCGACGCGCUCGGACACACCUUCUGCUCGCUCGAGCUGCGCCGCCUCGGGCCCGGCCUCUACUGCACCACUGUCUGGCUCAACGCCGCCACGCAGGAAACUGACUCGGAAUAUGAAGGAGUGACGUCACCAAUGCUGAGAAUUUACAACGAAGAAAGCCAGCACUUGACGCACGCGGUCGUGACGCGCACCGAGCCGCGCCUUCUGGGGGCGGGCGGCGGGCGCCAGCUGGUGGCGGGCGGCGGGCGCCGACUGGGGGCCUGGCGCGUGCUGGCGCCACGGCCCGCGCGACUCGAGGCCAGCGCGGCGGGCGACCUGGCCGCGCGUCUGGGCCGAUUGCGCGCACGGCGCGCCCAGCCCGAGCCGGAGGAGGCGGAGCCGGACGAGGCCGAGGUUCGCGCGGCGUGCGCUCCGGCCGUGGGCUGGUGCGGGCUGCCGGCGCCGCUGGUGGGGCUGGCGCUGGACGAGCGGUGA
Spodoptera littoralis (African cotton leafworm) is the source of this 936-nucleotide messenger RNA. Lineage: Eukaryota; Metazoa; Arthropoda; Insecta; Lepidoptera; Noctuidae. The record is from the annotation of a GenBank genome assembly.